Messenger RNA from Callithrix jacchus (white-tufted-ear marmoset), 1228 nucleotides. RefSeq names its product cAMP-dependent protein kinase catalytic subunit gamma-like. The record is from RefSeq and is a predicted model, not a curated record. Gene Ontology annotation, cellular component: cytosol; cAMP-dependent protein kinase complex; nucleus. Lineage: Eukaryota; Metazoa; Chordata; Mammalia; Primates; Cebidae. Gene Ontology annotation, molecular function: cAMP-dependent protein kinase activity; ATP binding; protein kinase A regulatory subunit binding. Gene Ontology annotation, biological process: protein phosphorylation.
UCCGCCGACGCUGUCGCCAGAACCCCACCGCUGCCGCCACAACCGCCAUGGGCAACGUGCCCGCCAAGGACACAGAGCAGAAGGUCGUGAAAGAGUUCCUAGCCGGAGCCAAAGAAGAUUUCCUCCGUAGAUGGGAACGCCCGGUUCAGAACACCGCCCGCUUGGAUCAGUUUAAACUGCUCAAGACGCUGGGCAUCGGCUCCUUCGGGCGGGUGGUCCUGGUGAGUCACCGGGAGAGCGGCAGCCACUAUGCCAUGAAGAUCCUCAACAAGGAGAAGGUGGUGAGACUGAAACAGGUCCAGCAUGUCCUGAACGAGAAGCGCAUCCUGCAGGCGAUCGACUUUCCGUUCCUCGUCAAGCUCCAUUUCUCCUUCAGGGACAACUCCAACCUGUACCUGGUGAUGGAGUACGUGCCGGGUGGGGACAUGUUCUCCCACCUACAGCGCGUCGGAAGGUUCACAGAGCCCCAUGCCUGUUUCUAUGCCGCCCAGAUCGUCCUGGCCUUCCAGUACUUGCACUCGCUCGACCUCAUCCACCGCGACCUGAAGCCCGAGAACAUCGUCAUCGACCAGCAGGGCUACCUGGGGGUGACCGACUUCGGUUUCGCCAAGCGCGUGAGGGGCCGCACUUGGACCCUGUGCGGGACCCCCGAGUACCUGGCCCCCGAGAUCAUCCUGAACAAAGGCUACAGCAAGGCCGUGGACUGGUGGACCCUGGGGGUGCUCAUCUAUGAGAUGGCCGUGGGCUUCCCGCCCUUCUACGUCGACCAGCGGAAUUCCGUCGUCCAAAACAUCCUCUCUGGGAAGAUGCGGUUCCCCUCCCACGUCAGCUCUGACCUCAAGGACCUGCUGCGGAACCUGCUGCAGGUGGACCUCUCCAAGCGCUUCAGGAACCUCCGGAACGGGGUCGGCGACAUUAAGAACCACAAGUGGUUCGCCACAACCAAUUGGAUCGCCAUCUAUGAGAAACAGGUGGAAGCUCCCUUCAUCCCGAAGUUCGAAGGCCCUGGGGAUGCCAGUAACUUUGACAACUACGAGGAGGAAGAGAUCCGGAUCUCCAUCAACGAGAAGUAUGCCAACGAGUUUUCUCAGUUUUAGGGGUGUGCUUGUGCCCCUGUGGGUUUUCUUUUCUUUCUUAUUUUUUUGGACCCUCUCAGAGCUCAUCCUAUGUCUCUCUUCCUAUGGCUGGUUCAGAUUUGUAUGCUUUGUAAUAAAACUGUAAUCACAAA